CUAUAGUAUAAGGAAAUAACUUACCUCGGCAAUUGAGAGCCGGAGGCCCAAGCUCCUUUAUGCCCGUGCUGUCGAUAAUGGGAGCUUUACGUAAGACGAGCUCGAGACGCGAAGACGGCGAAAACAUCGUGACUUUCUAUUUCCCAUAGUCUGCAGUCAUCAUCAUCAACCAUCAUCGUCGCCUUAUGCCAAUCGCCACCUCCGUGAUUCCCGCAUCAUAUGCCUCUAGGCUGUCAUGGCAUCACCAGGUUCUAGCCGUCAGACCAAGCCGGUCCAUAUACUCUUCGUAGGCGCCGGAGCCGUAGGCUGCUUCUAUGCAUCGCGGCUACACCAUCCUUCGGAAAAUAUCUUUGUCUCGCUCACCGCGCGGUCCAACUACGAAGCCAUCGCCACCUCUGGCGUAACCCUAGAGACUCGAUCCUUCGGCAAUUACACAUUUAUCCCUUACGCUGUGUUCCCCUCCAUAUCGGCCGCGGUCCCAAACUCCUCGCCACCGCCCUCGACGACGUUGACGAAUCCAGCGUCCUCGAAGGCCCCGCCGGAAGAUGGCUGGGACUACAUCAUAGUCACGACGAAGGCGCUGCCGGACCGGUCCGACGACGCGGCCCUAAUCGCGCCGCUGGUGUCGAGCAAGUCGUGCGUCGUGCUCAUCCAGAACGGCGUCGGCGUCGAGGACCCCUACCGCAAGCGCUUCCCGCAGACGCCGAUCGUGAGCGCCGUCACCGUCAUCAGCGCCGAGCAGAUCCGGGACGGCGUCGUGCGGCAGAACCGGUGGACGCGGAUCAGCCUGGGGCCGUACGGGAGCGGGCUCGAGGGCCGGCGCAGCCGCAACGGCGACGGCGACGGCGAAGAAGCGAGCGAGGUGGUGCGGCGCGGCGGCGAGCGCACGGCGGAGCUGGCGCGGUGGUGGACGGAGCUGGGCGGGCUGCGCGACGCGGAGACGCACACGGAGCUGGAGCUGCAGACGAUCCGGUGGCACAAGCUGUGCAUCAACGCGGCGUUCAACCCGACGGCGGUGCUGAGCGGGGGGCGGGGCAACGCGGAGCAGCUGGAGGACGGGGAGCUGCGGCGGCACGCGCUGGGCGUGAUGGACGAGGUGUGGCGCGCGGCGCCGGCGGUGCUGGGGAAGCCCUUCCCGGCGCACCUGGCGUCGCCGGAGCGCAUCGUGCGCAGCACCGAGCGCAACGCCGGCGCGCGCCCCAGCAUGCUGCUCGACUGGGAGGCCGGCCGCCCGCUCGAGCUCGAGGUCAUCCUCGGCAACCCCGUGCGCAUCGCCCGCGCCGCCGGCGUCGAGAUGCCGCGCCUCCAGAGCCUGUACGCGCUGCUGCGCAGCAUGCAGGCGGCGCGAGAGAGGAAGAAGGGGCGGGAGAAGUUGUAAGGGGUGUGGGAAGGGAGUAGGCGAUUUCAGGGGUAAAUAUCUACAUAGUAAGGUCUCUCACAUCUGCUAAUCACGGGUUUGAAUAGAUAGAUACGGAUAGCGUAAGACUUU
Durotheca rogersii is the source of this 1489-nucleotide messenger RNA. Its product is annotated as 2-dehydropantoate 2-reductase. Gene Ontology annotation, biological process: pantothenate biosynthetic process. Gene Ontology annotation, cellular component: cytoplasm. The record is from RefSeq and is a predicted model, not a curated record. Lineage: Eukaryota; Fungi; Ascomycota; Sordariomycetes; Xylariales; Xylariaceae. Gene Ontology annotation, molecular function: 2-dehydropantoate 2-reductase activity. Bases 236 to 1378 code for a protein of 380 amino acids. The transcript is spliced from 3 exons.